AACCUUAAGUUGUUUGUAUAGGGCUUAUCUCAACAGCACAGGCGAUUAUGUUCUUUGGAUGAUCUUGUUCCUCAAUGUAGAAGGAAAUCAGUUUUAGAUGUUCUUAUUAGGAAUAAUGUUCCUUUGCUGAGGGCAACCUGGUUUGUAAAGGUUACUUACCUCAAUUUGGUUCGUCCUGGUUCUGCCAGUGUUCCUUCUGGGACUAAUGACAAAACACAACUUUCUUGUUCCGAGCUUUGGACCAAAGAUAUUAUUGAAUACAUGCAAACUCUUCUGGAUGAUUUUUUCUCAAAAAAUACUUCUCAAUCUACUCCUCAUAAUCGAGAUCAAUCACCUCAAAUGUCUUAUGCUACGUCACUUAAGCACAGAAGUAGCCAAUUAUUACCUGUUUCUGAUGGUGAAGAACCAUCUUUACAUUUUAGAUGGUGGUAUGUUGUUCGGCUUCUGCAGUGGCAUCACACUGAAGGACUGCUUCUUCCUUCUCUUGUCAUUGACUGGAUUUUUCAUCAACUACAGGAAAAGCAAUUGCUUGAAAUUUGGCAGCUGUUUUUGCCUAUUGUAUAUGGCUUCUUAGAAAUUGUUGUUCUAUCUCAAACAUAUGUACGUACUCUUGCUGGAGUAGCACUUAGUAUCAUUCGUGAUCCUGCUCCAGGUGGAUCGGAUCUAGUAGAUAAUUCCAGGAGGGCAUAUACGGCUGCUGCUCUGAUUGAGAUGCUCCAGUAUUUAAUAUUUGCAGUUCCAGAAACUUUUGUUACUUUGGAUUGCUUUCCUUUGCCGUUCUCUGUAGUUUCACAUACAAUUAAUGAUGGUAAUUUUGUACCAAAAGCAAUUGAAGCUGCAGAAAAGAUAAAAAAUAGUUCAGAAGAUGUUGUGUGUACAUUUAGAAGUAAAGGCCUUGAUGCAAAAUACGAAUCACUUGCAUUUGGUCGUGUUAUUUCGUGCAUUCAAAAACAUGCAGAAAAUCUCACAAAGGCUGUAAGCCCAGGCUAUCCAGGUCACUGCCUGGCUAAAGCUGCACAAGCCUUGGAUAAAUCUCUUGUACUUGGUGAUAUACGUGGAGCAUACACCUUUCUCUUUGAAGACCUAUAUGAUGGACGUUCAUCCGAAGGUUGGGUUGCAAAAAUUAGCCCUUGCUUAAGGUUAUCACUGAAGUGGUUUGUGAAUGUAAAUUCAUCACUUGUUUAUUCAGUAUUUUUCCUUUGUGAAUGGGCAACAUCCGAUUUUAGGGAUUUUCGGACUGCUCCUCCUUGUGAUAUAAAGUUCACGGGUAAGAAAGAUCUUUCCCAAGUGCAUAUAGCAGUUAGACUUUUAAAGAUGAAGCUGAGGAAUAUGCAUAUUUCAUCAAGGCAAAGGAAUGAAAACACUCAUCAUGGAGUUGACUAUUCAGCAAAAUGUUCAAGUCAGCACAUUAAUUGGAAUAAUGCAUCCAAAAUAAAAUCUAGCUCAAAAAGUAUGAACCAGAGUAUCUGUUCUUCAGUUAUAUUUGAAAGCCCGGGUCCUCUACACGAUAUCAUAGUUUGUUGGAUUGAUCAGCAUGUAGUGCAUAAAGGAGUAGGCUUCAAAUGCUUGCAUCUCUUUAUAGUGGAACUAAUUCUGGCUGGCAUCUUUUACCCUUUGGCUUAUGUACGCCAGCUGAUAGUGAGUGGGAUCAUGGAUACAAGUGUAAAUAUGGUUGAGCUAGAGAGACAAAAGAGACAUUGUCAAAUAUUGAAGCAGCUUAGUGGGAACUUCGUUCGUCAUGCUUUGGAAGAAUCAGAGAUUAUUGAAGGACCACUACUUAUUGAAGCCUUACAUGUUUACUUGAAUGAGCGACGCCUCAUACUUCGUGGUUCCUUUAGCGAGAACCACAUCAAUGGUAGUAGUAGGGCCAAUAAUUCCACUGUCAAUAAAAAACAUUGUACAUCUUCAGCAAAAGAUGGAUUUUCUACGGUAUCAAUUGAUCAACAGAAAACUGUUCCUUCAAAUAAAAUAUCUGAUAAAGUUGAGAAGGAUAACACUUGUGUUGAAAACCUGAAGACAGCCAUUUCAGUAUUGUUACAACUACCAAAAAGUUUACCUAAUCCAAAUACUACCGAACUGGGGGAAUCUCAAGGUAGUGUCAAAAGACUUGUUAGGUGUUACAGCAAAAUUGAUCUCAUGGAGGCUACACCUGGGUGUGAAGAAUGUAGAAGAGCAAAGAAACAAAAAUUGAGUGAGGAAAGAAGUUCAUUGGACGUCGAAGAUACAUGGUGGGUGAAGAAGGGGCUAAAAUCCUUGGAGCCUCUCAAAGUUGAUCAACCACUUAAGACAACUAAGCAAGUUACCAAGAGUCGGCAUAAGACUGUACGGAAAACCCAAAGUCUUGCUCAACUGGCUGCUUCUAGAAUUGAGGGUAGCCAAGGGGCAUCAACAAGUCACGUGUGUGAUAUUAAGGUAAGCUGCCCUCACCAUAGAACUGCUAUGGAUGGGGAUACGGCGAAGUCGGUUGAUGGAAUCCGAACUAGUCAAUAUCAGGAUAUUGUUUCACUAGGAAGAGCACUGAAACGCCUUCGCUUUGUUGAGAAAAAGGAAAUAACAGUUUGGCUGAUGACUGUAAUUAGGCAGUUUAUUGGCGACUCUGAAAAAAGUAUCGGUAAAGUUGGCCAGUUUGGCAGGCCUGUAACCACUAUGGAUGAUAGAAGUUCAAUACGGUGGAAACUUGAGGAGGAUGAACUUUCUGCUAUACUUUAUCUGAUGGAUGUCUCAGACGAUUUAGUACCAGCCAUCAAAUUUCUCCUGUGGUUGCUACCAAAGGUUUGCAGUAGCUCAAAUUCUACAAUUCAUAGUGGAAGAAACGUUUUAAUGCUAGCAAGGAAUGUGGAUAACCAAGUUUGUAAUGUUGGAGAGGCCUUUCUGCUAUCAUCGCUGAGAAGGUAUGAGAACAUUCUUGCUUCAGCAGAUCUUAUUCCUGAAGCUCUGUCGUCUGUAAUGGAUCGGGCUGCAGCUAUUAUUGCCUCUAAUGGACGAGUUUCAGGUUCAGGAGCCCUAGCUUUUGCCCGUUAUUUGUUGAAAAAAUAUAGCAAUGUGGUCAGUGUCAUUGAGUGGGAGAAAAAUUUCAAAACUACAUGUGAUAAGAGACUUGCUUCUGAAUUUGAGUCUGGAGGACGAUUAGUUGAUGGAGAGUUUGGGCUUCCCCUUGGCGUUCCUGCAGGAAUUGAAGACCCGGAUGAUUAUUUCCGUCAAAAGAUAAGCGGUGGCCGGUUACCAUCCAGGGUAGCUUCAGGCAUGAGAGAUGUUGUACAACGUAAUGUGGAAGACGCGUUUCACUAUCUUUUUGGAAAGGACAGAAAGCUCUUUGCUGCUGGUUCACCAAAAGGUUUCUCUUUAGAAAAAUGGGAUAAUGGAUAUCAAAUUGCUCAACAUAUAGUUAUAGGUCUGAUAGAUUGCAUUAGGCAGACCGGUGGUGCUGCUCAAGAAGGAGAUCCCUCUUUGGUCACUUCUGCUGUUUCUGCCAUUGUUGGCAGUGUUGGUCCAUCUUUAGCAAAAUUGCCUGAUUUUUCCGCUGGCAAUAAUCAUCCAAAUAUCUCACUGGCAACAAGUUCAUUGAACUAUGCUAAAUGCAUUCUUCGAAUGCAUAUAACAUGUUUGUGUCUGCUUAAGGAAGCCUUGGGAGAGCGCCAGAGCUGUGUAUUUGAUAUUGCUCUUGCAAUAGAAGCUUCAAAUGCUCUUGCUGGGGUUUUUGCUCCAAGUAAAGCAUCUCGAAGUCAGUUUCAAAUGUCACCUGAAACCGAUGAUACUAGUGCAACUAUGUCAAAUGAUGUUGUAAAUAGUUCUAGUAAAAUCGUGCUCGCCAGAACAACGAAAAUUGCUUCUUCCGUUUCUGCACUUAUUGUUGGUGCAAUUAUAUAUGGUGUUACUAGCCUGGAGAGAAUGGUAACCAUUCUCAGGUUAAAGGAGGGUCUGGAUGUAGUUCAGUUUGUAAGAAACUCAAGAUCCAAUUCAAAUGGAAAUGCACGAUCAACUGGGGCUAUUAAGGUGGACAGUUCAGUUGAAGUGCAUCUCCAUUGGUUUAGAUUGCUUGUUGGAAACUGCAGAACCAUAUGUGAAGGCUUAGUGGUGGAUCUCUUGAGUGAACCAUCAAUUGUAGCCUUUUCAAGAAUGCAGCGUACACUUCCUCAAAGAUUGGUAUUCCCGCCUGCCUAUUCAAUAUUUUCCUUUGUUAUUUGGCGGCCCUUCAUUACGAGCGCCAAUGUAGCAAAUCGUGAAGACACAAAUCAGCUUUAUCAGACUCUAACAAUGGCCAUAAAUGAUGCAAUGAAGCAUUUGCCUUUUCGUGAUGUAUGUUUAAGAGAUUCGCAGGGUCUUUAUGAUCUUAUAGCUGCAGAUACAAGUGAUUUAGAGUUCGCAAACUUGCUAGAGUUGAAUGGCUCUGAUAUGCGUUUAAAUUCCACGGCGUUUGUUCCGCUUUGUGCUAGGCUUUUUUUAAAUGCCAUGGUUGAUUGUAAGAUGCCACAGUCUAUUUAUACAAAGGACGGUGGAAGCUGCAUUUCUGGGCACGGUGAAUCUAAAAUUCAUUUUACUGACAGUGAGUCUAAGCUUCAGGAUCAGCUUGUAGAUGUUUUAGAGGCUCUGCAACCUGCCAAAUUCCACUGGCAAUGGGUUGAACUCAGGCUGCUUUUAAACGAGCUGGCCCUCAUUGAAAAACUGCAGACACACAACGUGUCCUUAGCUGAUGCUAUACAGUUGUCUUUACCGAGUUCUGAGAAGGCUGCUGCUUCUGAGAAUGAGAACAAUUUUAUUCAAAUACUGUUCACAAGGUUACUUGUUAGACCAGAUGCUGCACCCCUUUUCUCGGAGUUGGUUCAUCUUUUUGGGAAGUCGCUUGAGGAUUCUAUGUUGUUGCAGGCUAAAUGGUUCCUUGGAGGUGAAGAUGUCCUCUUUGGUCGUAAGACCAUUAGGCAACGACUAAUUAACAUUGCGGAGACCAAAGGAUUUUCUGUUAAGCCCCAUUCUUUGGAGCCCUGGGGUUGGUGCAGCCCAUCUACUGAUCCGUUAACUAUAAAAGGAGGUAAAAGGAAAGUUGAUUCUCUGUCUCUUGAAGAAGGAGAAGUUGUUGAAGAGGGAGUGAAUGUGAAAAGGUCCAUAAAAGGGUUCUCUCAAGUGUUUGACUCUGAAGGCUCAACCAUUAAGCAGCAGCAUGGGACGGAGAGGGCUUUUCUUGAAUUAAUUCUUCCAUGCAUAGAUCAAAGCUCCAAUGAAUCUCGCUAUUCAUUUGCAAGUGGUUUGAUCAAACAAUUAAGUUAUAUUGAGCAACAAAUAGCUGUAGUUACUUGCGGUCCAGGUAACCCAGCAGCAAGUAUGCCUGUGACCGAAGGUCAGACAAAUAAAGGAAAUAGCCGCAAAACUAUAAAAGGUGGCAGCCUUGGAUUAGCCAGGCGACCUACAUCUUCAACAGAUUCUUCUCCGCCUUCUCCUGCAGCUUUACGAGCCUCAAUGUCAUUGCGUAUCCAGUUACUCAUGAGAUUCCUUCCCAUUCUUUGCACAGAUGGGGAGCCCUCGGUGCGGAACAUGAGACGCACACUUGCCUCUGUAACUCUUCGAUUACUUGGCAGUAGAAUUGUGCUUGAGGAUGCAAACAUUUUGGUUAAUGCCACACACUCUUCUCUGUCAAAAAAGGAUGCGGAGUCACCUUCUAAAGUUGCUUAUGCUGCUUUUGUAGAUUCUUCUGUUGAGGGACUUUUUGAACGAUUGUUGUUGAUGUUGCAUGGUUUGUUGAGUAGUAGUCCUCCAAGCUGGCUUAGGUUGAAACCUGUUUCAAAGACAACAACUAAUGAACCGACAAGAGAUUUGUCUGGAGUUGAUCGCGAGUUGUUGGAGACUUUGCAGGUUUGAUCUUCCAGCCUAUGAAUGCAUAGCUUCUAGUUUCUGGGAUUGAUCCUACUUAGCUACUAGGGUUGAUCUUUCAUCCAACAUUUUAUCCUUUUGACAUUUGAUUUAACACUAAUUGUAGUUACCACAGAAAACUGGUUGGAGCAAAGAUUCAAUGAAAAGAUAAUUUUUUUAA
Molecule: messenger RNA, 6022 nt
Organism: Cicer arietinum (chickpea)
Lineage: Eukaryota; Viridiplantae; Streptophyta; Magnoliopsida; Fabales; Fabaceae
Product: mediator of RNA polymerase II transcription subunit 12-like
Source: RefSeq, a predicted model, not a curated record